UUCCCCUCCGGGCCAAUGGCGACCGCGCGGAGGCGAUACUCCGGCCUGCGCGUCCAAUCGGAAAGGGGCGGCCAGCCGAGCGACAGCCGCACCGCUCAAUGGGAACGGGGCGAGGGGCGGGCUCAGUCGGUGGUUUAAACGGUCGGCGACGGUUGGCGGCCGGUAACGGUCGCGGCGGGAGGACGAGAGCGGCCAGACCCUGUCAGGAUUCGCACAUUUUGCUGGAAAUCAUGGAGGAGGCACUGGGAGUGGAGGAGGAGGAAGAGCUGGCGGCCACGCUGGCCCUGAGCCGGCUGUACCCCCAGCGAGGGGGCAGCCAGCAUCUCUAUACCGAGGCCUCCCCGGCUUUGGGGGUGCAGCUGCCCCCCCCUACAUUUCCCGGGGAGCGGAGGGGAUCCAGGAGGUUGGUAAUGAAAAGGAAGGUGCUGAGGCACAGACCCGAUGGAGGGGUUGAGGUCUGGGAUGAGUCGGUGACCAGCGAGACGGAGAGCGACACUGAGCGUGGCAGCCAGAGGCAGAAUCUGCUGCAGCCGAGGAGCAGCCCCGAGGAGAGCAUCUCCGAGGGGGAAUUCGAGAGCAGCAGCAGCAGCUCCCUCGAUGACAGUGGGGACAGUCCCCCCUUUCUUCUUGAGGAUUUCGACCGCCAGAGCUCUCCCGCUUCUCAGUACAGCACCGUGGCGGGACAGCCCAAAUCCUUCAUUCCUCCCCGCUUUGAACCGUUGGGCCGAAACCGGGGAAAAACCGACCCGGUGGCCAAAUACUUUGAAUAUAAACGAGAAUGGGGGAAGUUCCGGAUCCCGGGGGAGGACGAGCGGCGAGAACUGCGCUGGGGCAUCCGGGAGCAGAUGCUCUGCAGGCCCCAGCUGCCCAGCAAACCACAGCACCCCUACGUCCCCAACGCCUACACCGUCCCCACCGAGAAGAAGAGGGCGGCCCUGCGCUGGGAGGUGCGCUGGGACCUGGCCAAGGGCCUCCUCCCCAGAAAAAACACCUCCUCCUCAACUCCUCCACACCCGACACCCAACCGCCCUCCUCAGGACCGUUUUCCUCCUUAAAAUCCUCAAUAGUUUGGACAAAAAAAAUCCCCUUUUUGCACUUCUAUGUGGGAUUAAAACUCUUCCUGCUCCUUUCAGGGGAGCCAGGAUGGGGGAGCAGACACCGAAAACCCACCCAGACUCCUCCAGUCUCGGGAGAAAUAAGAACAGAAUGAGCUGGGUGAUUUAUAUUUUCUGAGUUGCUCCUGGGUUGCUGCGUGAGUCACAAUGAUGGUUUUAUUUCUGCCGUCUCGGCAAUAUCUUUCUUUAAUAAAGCGUGUGGUGAGGUUUG
Messenger RNA from Calidris pugnax (ruff), 1326 nucleotides. RefSeq names its product hydrolethalus syndrome 1 (gene HYLS1). The record is from RefSeq and is a predicted model, not a curated record. Gene Ontology annotation, biological process: cilium assembly. Lineage: Eukaryota; Metazoa; Chordata; Aves; Charadriiformes; Scolopacidae. Gene Ontology annotation, cellular component: non-motile cilium; centriole. Bases 99 to 1055 code for a protein of 318 amino acids. The transcript has 2 exons.